Molecule: messenger RNA, 1816 nt
Organism: Striga asiatica
Lineage: Eukaryota; Viridiplantae; Streptophyta; Magnoliopsida; Lamiales; Orobanchaceae
Source: the annotation of a GenBank genome assembly
CAACCCCACACGGCUACUCCACCCAUCUUUUCACUCUCAACCCAACCUCUUUUAAUUUCUUCUUUUCUCCCAUAUACAACUAUUUAUUUACACAAACAACAUUAAAACACACACAAAUCCUUUCUACAGACGCCUAUAAUUUCUUUUCUCUGCCUGCCUUUGCUCACUAACUCCCACAAGAGGGAGAAAGUAAUAAAAAAAAUAUUUGGGGCUUUCCGCAAAAAAUCUCCAAUCCGAACACAUUCCCCGCAACUUGAUGCUACAAACCAAAAGAAUCCCACUCGGAAAACGCGUGAUUGCGUAAUACAUACAAAGGGAGUAACAAGUUAUUACAAUCUGUUUUGAACAAGAGGCCAUCAUCAGCUCAGUCCACAAUCUGCAGCUUCACAGAUUUUUCGAAUUAAAUAAUUAUAGCAAAAAAGAAAAAAAAAGGAAAAGUGCAGAAAUCGAGAAAAGGAAAUGGGAAAGAACGGUUCGAGAGACUGGACGCAGAUCUACGCGAUAUACGGCGUCGACGACUGGCAGAUGCCGGCGUUCCUCCUCCUCCACGCCGUCGUCUUCUCCGCCCUCUCCCUCCUCUUCCUCCUCUACUUCGAGCCCAUCUGCCUCUUCCUGCACCACUUCCUACCGGGCCCCGCCUCGGCCCGAUUCGCCGCGGGAUUCACGGGUUCGGUCACGGCCCUCUCCGCCGUCUGCCUCUUCUUCGCGGCGGCCAACUUCCUCUACUCUGCCGUGUCCCUCCACUGGGAAAUGUCGCAGCGCAUAGUCUCCGCCGUCCCCGACUGGUCCGCCGUCCGUCACGCCCUCGACCUCGGCUGCGGCGGCCGUGGGAUCCUCCUCAACGCCGUGGCCAUGCAGCUCAAGAAGUCGGGGUCAUCCGGCAGGGUCGUGGGCCUCAGCCCGGCCCGCACGCGCGGUGGGUCCGUUAGCCCGAAUCACACCCUAAGGACCGCCGGCCUGGAGGGCGUCCAGGAGUAUGUAACCUGCAGGCCAGGGGACCCUCGGACGCUGCCGUUCAGCGACAGGUACUUCGACGUGGUAGUGUCGGCGGUGUUUGUGCACAGUGUGGGUAAGGAGUUGGGGGUUCGGUCGGCGGGGGCGGCGGCGGAGAGGAUGAGGGUGUUGGGGGAGUUGGUGCGGGUGCUGAAGCCCGGCGGGGUUGGGGUGGUGUGGGACGUGGUGCACGCGCCGGAGUACGUGCAGAGGCUGAACGAGCUGAGGAUGGAGGAGAUAAGGGUGUCGGAGAGGGUCACCGCCUUUAUGGCCGCCAGCCACAUCGUCUCCUUCCGGAAGCCAUCUCACCUACUCGCUGCCCCUGGGGAGGUCAGACUCGACUGGAGAUUCAACAAUCUGUCUUGACUUUGCCUUUUCGAAUAUAUUAUUAUAUAUUAUCAGAUUUAUUUAAUAUAUAUUGAUAAUAAUAAGAUAAAACAAGAGCGGGUUUUUCUUUAUUAUUAUUAUAUUGUCUUGUUAGGAGGCAAAAAAGAGAAAUUGGAAUUUUUCUGGGGAUACGAAGUGGAACCAGAAAAUUUGUGACUUGAGAGUGAGGGUGAAAUUUUAGUUUAGUGGUACAAGUGGAAGUGGAGACUCUGGAAUAUUUUAUUAUUCUAUUAGAAAAGCAGUCUUGUUUAGGAAUGUGUAAAACUGUAAAUAGUGGUGGUGAGAUAGAAAUUAUUCUUGCCAUCUUAUUUGAUCUCAUAAAUGUAAAAGGAAUAAAAAGGUCGAUGUGAUUUGCAGUUAUUACUUCUUUUUUCUAUUCUAUUAAUGCUGAUAUGUUUUUUUCAAUAUCGGCUGGAUUAGCUGUUUUGACUAGUGG